Molecule: messenger RNA, 1149 nt
Organism: Xenia sp. Carnegie-2017
Lineage: Eukaryota; Metazoa; Cnidaria; Anthozoa; Malacalcyonacea; Xeniidae
Product: protein rolling stone-like
Exons: 2
Coding region: 92-952 (286 amino acids)
Cellular component (GO): membrane
Source: RefSeq, a predicted model, not a curated record
AACUCUUUGUUAUAACUUAUGUGCCUAGCCUGAAAUUUUGGUUGGUGUCAACUUCUCCUCAUCACUUUUGAAAAUUGAUUAGUCUAAAGCAAUGUGGCCUUGGUUAAAGGAAGAGCUAUGUGUCAAAAGGUUUUCUCUACGACUUGAGGAUCCACAGAUUUUGACUACGUCACCUGUUCUCCCUACUUUUGGUUUGUUGAUUCUACGGUUAGUCAUCACAGUAAUCUGCAUUGCCACAUUAAUUUGGAGUGGAGUUGAUGCUGGGAAUGACAAAUGGUUUAUUUACCUGACAAAUUGGUCUUUUACCUUAUUGACUAUGGCAUUUAUAUCUCUAACUUUACUCUCAAUUUAUGGCACAUACAUGACUAAUAAAAAUAAACAGAAUUUGGUACAAUAUGGAACAUUUGAGACAUCAGUUGAGGCAGCUCGUAGGCAAGAAGAAAAUUUCCAACCUUCCCUUAAUAACAGGGGAAAUGCUGUACAGAUAUGUAAAUGGUAUCAUAAACUUGCUUGGCUUAUUUGCAACAUUGCAUUCUGUGUUGCUUUCAUUGUUAGUUCGGCAUAUUGGCUAUUUCAAGCAUCCAAUGUUGAUUUUAUUGAUGUGAUUACACAUGGUUUUAAUUCUGUCUUUGUUAUCAUUGAGCUCUUACUUGGUGGGGUGCCAAUACGAUUGAUCCAUUGUAUUUUCUGUAAUGUUUAUUGUGCUGUGUAUGUACUAUUCAGUGUCAUUUACUGGCAAGCAGAUGGAUUAAAUGCCAGGGGAAAACCUUACAUUUAUAAAAUUUUGGAUUAUGAAAACCAAAAUGCAGGAGUAACCACUGUUCUUAUUUUAUCUUUGGCAGUGAUAGCCCCUCCAUUGUCACAAUUAUUUAUGCUUGGCAUGUACAAGUUGCGUUGUCAUUGGUAUCGUAGACGCACUAAUCCGAGCUCAGAACAUGUUAUUUCUUUGUAAUUGUAUCUUAAAUUUAUUUUUUGGAUUUAAUAUGCUUGAUACUGCUAUUUUCUGUGUAUCACUUGCAAAAUAAGGAAAAAUAACCAUGAUGAUUUUUGCUUAACUUAUACUAAAUGCGUAAGUAUCCAUUUUAACCGUUAAAAUAAAUAUUGCUUAAUGUAAGAGAUUUUAAGGUGAUUAAAAAAUAUACCAUAUUA